Molecule: messenger RNA, 864 nt
Organism: Lodderomyces oxycetoniae
Lineage: Eukaryota; Fungi; Ascomycota; Pichiomycetes; Serinales; Debaryomycetaceae
Gene: POP3
Product: Pop3p
Exons: 1
Coding region: 1-864 (287 amino acids)
Biological process (GO): rRNA processing; tRNA processing; intronic box C/D snoRNA processing
Cellular component (GO): ribonuclease MRP complex; nucleolar ribonuclease P complex; cytosol
Molecular function (GO): ribonuclease P activity; ribonuclease MRP activity
Source: RefSeq, a predicted model, not a curated record
AUGAAUCUGAUUAUCACUCGUGCCCUAGUAAAGCAGUUUACCAUACCAGGUGUGGAAGAAGGGAGAGAGAAUAUGGCGCCAAGCAAGAGUACAGCUAAAGACGCUCAUGGAACCUCAUUGAAAGCCAGAAAUGCGCGGAAGAAUCAAAACUUUAGGAUGCUACUAGAUAAUCCUUUCACGCAAUCUAAUAUUUGGCCAUUUGUUGAACCACAGGUUUCAACUGAUAUACUUGACUUGUUUGAAGCACUUGUUGGUCCCUUAUUCAAGUCACAGGUGGAUGGUAAUAAAAGGCCAUUUGUUAAGGGGGUUAAUUAUGGGUUCAACUCUACUGUUGAAGUACUAGAGAGGCAAGCAGCGAACAAUAGAGGUAGGCGGAAGGAUUCGGUGGACCAGCUCAAGUACAUACUUGUAUGCAAGUAUGAUAUCACACCUCAACUUCUAAUAACUAUGUUUCCCGUGCUUUGUUUCACUGCUUCAAAAAGCCCCGACAAUCGAGUCAAACUAGUACAACUACCGAGAGGCAGCAUGAGCAGGCUAUCCCAAGUGAUUGGAGUACCCAAAACGGGGAUCGUUGGCUUGAGCAGUAACCUAAAGGAAGCGCAGGCUUUGUUUGAUUUGAUAGAGAGACGAGUUUCAAAUAUCGAUGCUCCGUGGUUGAACCAAAUUUUUGAAAACCCCAAUAUGUUUUAUCAACCAAAGGUGAAACAAAUUGUUACAGUUCGAGGAGAUAAGAAACAGAAACGGAAGCAAACGAGAGAAAUGGACACAGAAGCAAACGAAGCAAACGGAAACGGAAGCAAACGAAAGAAACGGAAGCAAAUGAAAGAAACGGAAGCAAACGAAGGAAACCAAAACAUGGGAUAG